AUGUCCUCCAUCACAAUCGGAACCCUCCCUCGAAUGAGUCGCGACGCUCUCUCCGCGCUUCUCCUCUCAACCAGCACGCCCACCAAACUAGCCAUCAUCGACGUCCGGGACUCAGAUCACAUUGGCGGCCACAUCCACACCUCAACAUGGGUUCCCAGCUCCAGCCUCGACACUCGCAUGCCCGAGCUCGUGCGCACCCUCAAAGACAAAGAGAAGGUCGUAUUUCACUGCGCGCUCAGCCAACAACGCGGUCCGUCUGCGGCGCUGCGGUAUGCACGAGAGCGGGAGAGGGUCUACGGGCCCGAGGAGAGCCAUACGCAGCAGGUUUAUGUGCUUGAGGGCGGGUUUGUGCAGUGGCAGGAGAAAUAUGGGAAUGAUGAGCGGUUGACCGAGGCAUACGUGGAGGAUAUUUGGAGGGAGUAUUGA
Messenger RNA from Penicillium lagena, 426 nucleotides. RefSeq names its product phosphatase YCH1. Bases 1 to 426 code for a protein of 141 amino acids. Lineage: Eukaryota; Fungi; Ascomycota; Eurotiomycetes; Eurotiales; Aspergillaceae. The record is from RefSeq and is a predicted model, not a curated record. Gene Ontology annotation, molecular function: protein tyrosine phosphatase activity. The transcript is spliced from 2 exons. Gene Ontology annotation, cellular component: nucleus; cytoplasm.